CUCUUCCUGUUCCAGCUGCUGCGGGGCCUGGCGUACUGCCACCGCCAGAAGGUGCUGCACCGCGACCUCAAACCCCAGAACCUGCUCAUCAACGAGCGGGGCGAGCUGAAACUGGCCGACUUCGGUCUAGCGCGGGCCAAGUCCAUCCCCACUAAGACGUACUCCAACGAGGUGGUGACGCUCUGGUACCGGCCCCCCGACAUCCUGCUGGGCUCCACCGAGUACUCCACGCAGAUCGACAUGUGGGGCGUGGGCUGCAUAUUCUAUGAGAUGUCCACGGGCCGCCCGCUCUUCCCUGGCUCCACUGUGGAGGAACAACUGCACUUCAUCUUCCGCAUCCUCGGGACCCCCACCGAGGAGACCUGGCCAGGGAUCCUGGCCAACGAGGAGUUCCGAUCCUACAACUACCCCAAGUACCGGCCUGAGGCCCUGCUCCAUCACGCGCCCAG
Messenger RNA from Terrapene triunguis (Three-toed box turtle), 449 nucleotides. RefSeq names its product cyclin-dependent kinase 16-like. Lineage: Eukaryota; Metazoa; Chordata; Testudines; Emydidae. Gene Ontology annotation, biological process: exocytosis; protein phosphorylation; neuron projection development. The record is from RefSeq and is a predicted model, not a curated record. The transcript has 4 exons. The annotation marks the transcript as partial. Gene Ontology annotation, molecular function: ATP binding; protein kinase activity. Gene Ontology annotation, cellular component: nucleus; synaptic vesicle; cytoplasm.